AUGAAUUCGGCGGAGCAGACCGUUACGUGGCUGAUCGCCCUGGGCGUGCUGGAGUCGCCCAAAAAGACCAUCUCCGACCCCGAGGGCUUCCUUCAGUCCUCGCUGAAGGACGGCGUGGUGCUGUGCCGCCUGCUCGACCGUCUGCUCCCGGGCACCAUAGACAAAGUGUACCCGGAGCCGCGGACAGAGGGCGAGUGCCUGAGCAACAUCCGCGAGUUCCUGCGGGGCUGCGGUGCUUCCCUGCGCCUGGAGACUUUUGAUGCAAAUGACCUGUAUCAGGGACAGAAUUUCAGCAAAGUUCUUAGCUCUCUUGUGGCUUUAAAUAAGGUGACUGCAGACAUAGGGCUGGGCAGUGACUCUGUAUGUGCACGUCCCUCAUCUCAUCGGAUAAAAUCCUUUGAUUCUUUGGGAUCCCAGUCUUCACACAGUAGAACUUCAAAACUCUUUCAGGGACAGUAUCGGAGUUUGGACAUGACAGAUAACGGCAACCAUCAGUUGGUGGUGAGAGCCAAAUUUAAUUUUCAACAGACAAAUGAAGAUGAACUUUCUUUUUCAAAAGGCGAUAUUAUUCACGUUACUAGAGUGGAAGAAGGAGGCUGGUGGGAAGGAACUCUAAAUGGAAAAACAGGGUGGUUUCCAAGUAACUAUGUACGAGAAAUUAAAUCAAAUGAAAAACCAGUCUCACCCAAAUCAGGUACAUUGAAGAGUCCACCUAAAGGCUUUGAUACAUCUGCAAUUAACAAAAGUUAUUACAAUGUGGUGCUACAAAAUAUAUUAGAAACAGAAAAUGAAUAUGCUAAGGAGCUACAAACAAUGCUUUCAAACUACCUGCGACCAUUGCAAGCCAGUGAAAAGUUAACCUUGACAAAUACUUCAUACUUAAUGGGAAAUCUGGAAGAAAUAAGUUCUUUCCAGCAAAUGCUUGUACAGUCUUUAGAAGAAUGCACCAAGUUGCCUGAAGCUCAGCAGAGGGUUGGAGGAUGUUUUCUAAAUUUGAUGCCACAAAUGAAAAGUUUAUACCUUACAUAUUGUGCCAACCACCCAUCAGCAGUAAAUGUUCUUACAGAACACAGUGAGGAACUAGGAGAAUUCAUGGAGAUGAAAGGUGCAAACAGUCCUGGGAUCCUUGUACUGACCACGGGCCUCAGCAAACCUUUUAUGCGUCUGGAUAAAUACCCCACGUUACUCAAAGAACUUGAAAGGCACAUGGAGGAUUAUCAUCCGGAUCGUCCAGAUAUUCAAAAAUCCAUGACUGCCUUCAAAAAUCUUUCUGCACAAUGUCAAGAAGUGCGGAAGCGGAAAGAACUUGAACUGCAAAUACUGACAGAAGCUAUCCGUUGUUGGGAGGGAGAGGAUAUCAAAACACUUGGCAAUGUGAUUUACAUGUCCCAAGUCAUGAUUCAGUGUGCUGGAAGUGAGGAAAAGAAUGAAAGGUAUCUUCUUCUCUUCCCUAACAUUUUGCUUAUGUUGUCUGCCAGCCCAAGAAUGAGUGGGUUUAUUUAUCAGGGAAAACUGCCUAUGACAGGAAUGACUAUUACAAAGCUAGAAGACAGUGAAAACCAUAAAAAUGCAUUUGAAAUAUCAGGAAAUAUGAUUGAAAGGAUAUUAGUAUCUUGUAACAAUCAACAAGAUUUGCAUGAAUGGGUGGAUCACCUGCAGAAGCAAACCAAAGUAACAACUGUUGGGAAUCCCACCAUAAAACCUCACUCUGUGCCAUCUCACACGCUUCCUUCCCACCCAGUGACUCCCUCCAACAAGCAUUCAGACAGCAAGCCAAUACCACUGACUCCUGCCUAUCACACUCUCCCUCAUCCAUCACACCAUGGGACUCCACAUACCACAAUAAACUGGGGACCACUGGAACCUCCCAAAACACCCAAGCCUUGGAGUCUGAGCUGCCUGCGACCCGCACCUCCUCUACGGCCUUCAGCAGCUCUCUGCUAUAAAGAGGAUCUCAGUAAAAGCCCUAAAACUAUGAAAAAGCUGCUUCCCAAACGCAAGCCAGAGCGGAAGCCAUCGGAUGAAGAGUUUGCACUGAGAAAAAGUACAGCUGCUUUAGAAGAAGAUGCUCAGAUUCUUAAAGUAAUUGAAGCAUAUUGCACAAGUGCCAAAACACGUCAAACACUAAAUUCAACAUGGCAAGGCACUGACCUGAUGCAUAAUCACGUCUUGGCUGAUGAUGACCAAUCAAGUCUAGACUCCUUGGGUCGUCGCAGUAGUCUUUCUCGUUUGGAGCCUUCAGACCUCUCAGAAGACUCUGACUAUGACAGUAUAUGGACAGCCCAUAGUUACAGAAUGGGGUCUACAUCUCGUUCCCGCAAAGAAUCAGCUCCUCAAGUCCUGCUUCCAGAAGAAGAAAAAAUUAUUGUAGAAGAAACUAAAAGUAAUGGUCAGACUGUUAUAGAAGAGAAAAGCCUUGUUGACACAGUAUAUGCAUUAAAGGAUGAAGUACAGGAGUUAAGACAGGAUAACAAAAAGAUGAAGAAAUCAUUAGAAGAGGAACAAAGAGCUCGCAAGGACUUGGAGAAGCUUGUUAGAAAAGUUUUAAAGAAUAUGAAUGAUCCAUCUUGGGAUGAAACCAACUUAUAACCACUUUUUUUUUUUUUCCCCUUCUUCUUUCUAUUGAAAGACCAGUUGUAAAACUGAGCUGGGAAGCCUUCUGACAUUAGUCAGUGUUGCAUCAAGAGCACUAUAAAACAGGAUUUAACUGGAUCUAGUGAUUUCUUGCUCUGAACAUACAGAAAGAGUCAAGCCAUUUACUGAAGCAAUCUGUACUUUAAGCAUGGAGACCAUGGAUCCUGAACUCUACUAAACUUAAUUUGUUUGCAUUCAAAUUACCUCAUUUUGCAGAAGGUGCAGCAACUGACUAAAAGUCCAUGUUUUUCAGUGGCUUUUUAAUUAAAUGUGUAUUUUUCAUGUAAAUAGCUGUAAUUUAGAAUGCAUAUGUGAUUUAUGUAUGAGGGCUGAUAUGCUGGGGGUUUUUUCUUGUGCUAUUAUAAUGGUCACAAGUGUUAGAAAUAAUGGCAGUACUGUCUUACCUAAGAAAGGUCAGAGUUCUUUGUGGAUAAUUAUGAAUUAAUUCCAAAUUACCCACUCACCACACUUGCAAAUUUAAACCCCUAUUUUUCCUAUUUACCACUGUAUUUAAAUACUUUACUGUUACCUGUUACUUUAAACAGUUUACAGUUCCUUAAGAACAGUAUUAAAAUGCAAGAAAUUGUUUAUUGACAGUAGAAGCAAUUUUUAACAAAUCUAAUGCCCAUAAUUUGCAUUCACAUACACUUGUUUGGCAGUUUAAUCUAUUGUGCUUUGGCCACAAAAAGACUGAUGUACUUGCCUGCUUUUUAUGACUGUGAUUUUUAGGUGUUUAUGUACUACAUUUUCUAUUGUUGUGCUUAAACAUAUAGCUGGUUAAUAACAGAUCAUACAGUUUGUUAAAGGAAAAAUCAAUCUAAUCCAGAAUUUUGUGAAUAAAUUGUUGCUAUUUAUAUUUUAUGGUCACAGCAAUUAAAUUUUAGCUAACCUUUGUGCAUAAGACACAUGGGCUAGGCUGAACUUCAUUCAGAGCUUUGCUUCUAUACCACUAUAUAAGAGUCUCUGUUUGGAGUUUCCAUACUGUGGAAGCAGUCAUUCCUUUCCCACCCUGUUUUCUUUGCAUGUUGCUGGUUUCUAUCCUACUAGGAUUUAAAUGGAAAGUAAUGUGGAAGUAAGUUUUUUUUUUUUAAAUCGUACUGUAAUUCAAAACUUGCACUGCUGACAG
Molecule: messenger RNA, 3760 nt
Organism: Cinclus cinclus
Lineage: Eukaryota; Metazoa; Chordata; Aves; Passeriformes; Cinclidae
Gene: ARHGEF7
Product: Rho guanine nucleotide exchange factor 7
Exons: 22
Coding region: 1-2589 (862 amino acids)
Biological process (GO): intracellular signal transduction
Molecular function (GO): guanyl-nucleotide exchange factor activity; protein binding
Source: RefSeq, a predicted model, not a curated record